GGACUUCGGAACCCGCGAGCGCGUCUCCGCUGGACCCGGAGCCCCGGCCGGUCCGUUUCCCGCGAGGAUGCGCGCCCUGGCGGCCCUGGACGCGCCCCUGGGCGAGCGGCUACUUCCCCGGGACCCCGAGGCUCCCCGCGACCCCGACGCCGCGCGGCCAGCGCGCAGGACCGCAGUGGAGAGGCUGGCGGCCGAUCGCGCCAAGUACGUGCGGGGCCCGGGGGCGGGCCGGGGCACAGCUUCCGAGGGCAGCGGCCCCGGAGCGGUCAAGUGCCCGGGGACCGACCCUGGGCCCCCGGCCCGCGCCCCCGCCCCGGUGGCGCGCAGGGCUAUUGCGCGGAAGCCGCUGAGGCCCGACUCGCUGAUCAUCUACCGCCAGAAAUGCGAGUUCGUGCGAGGACCGGGCGCCGACGGCCGCAGGGCGAGCCUGGUGAAGAAGCUCUUCCAGGGGCCGGGCAAGGACAAGGCGCCGCUGCCCCCCGAGACUCCCCGAACGGGCGACGGGGGCAAGGCCGGGAACCUGGAGGCCGUCCCGACCGAGCCUGGUCCCGCAGCGGCCCCCGCGCCCCCAGCCCCCUCCGCGCGCUCCGGCCCCGCUGCGCCCUCCCCGGCCCCGGCCGCGCCCCCUGGCCCAGAGCCGCGCGUGGUGAGGCGGCGGGGGCUGCAGCGCUCGCAGUCGGACCUCAGCUCGCGCUACUCCGCCGCCCUGGAGUCCGACACCUUCUUCGCGUACUGCGGCCUGGACCCCGAGGUGGUGGAGGCCCUGGGCAGGGAGAACUUCACGGCGGGGUCGGACCGCGUGACCCUCAAGGUGCGCAGCGUGAGCGUCGCCACCUCCGGCAGCGGCUUCUCCCGGCACAGCGGCGGCGGCGACGACGGGCUGCAGGAGGAGGAGCUGAUGGAGCAGGUGCCCAGCACCACCUCGGUGGUCGAGAGGAACGCCCGCAUCAUCAAGUGGCUGUACACCUGCAGGAAGGCCAAGGAGACCCCCGGCCAGGGGCUGCAGGGGCCGGCGUGACCGCCUGCGCCGGAGCGGAGCGGGGCCCAAGGAAGCAAACCUUCCAGAUGAUGAAGACUUCUUGAAGCAUUUCAUGGGUGACUUGGGAUCCCAG
Molecule: messenger RNA, 1112 nt
Organism: Saimiri boliviensis boliviensis (Bolivian squirrel monkey)
Lineage: Eukaryota; Metazoa; Chordata; Mammalia; Primates; Cebidae
Gene: FAM110C
Product: family with sequence similarity 110 member C
Biological process (GO): positive regulation of cell migration; regulation of cell projection assembly
Cellular component (GO): cell cortex
Molecular function (GO): alpha-tubulin binding
Source: RefSeq, a predicted model, not a curated record